Messenger RNA from Hyalella azteca, 8517 nucleotides. RefSeq lists its product as uncharacterized. Bases 985 to 8517 code for a protein of 2510 amino acids. The record is from RefSeq and is a predicted model, not a curated record. Gene Ontology annotation, cellular component: nucleus. The transcript is spliced from 9 exons. Gene Ontology annotation, molecular function: DNA-binding transcription factor activity, RNA polymerase II-specific; RNA polymerase II cis-regulatory region sequence-specific DNA binding. Gene Ontology annotation, biological process: regulation of transcription by RNA polymerase II. Lineage: Eukaryota; Metazoa; Arthropoda; Malacostraca; Amphipoda; Hyalellidae.
UGGGGUAGGGUUGUGGGCCGUAUUUUGGCUCUCGUUCCGUUUAUAUUCAUUUCAUUUAGCAUAUAAUUCUAGGUAAUAAGUCAAGUAUUUUAACAGUGUUCAACAUUAUUUCAAAUUGACGAGUGCUUAAAGUUCUGCAUUUUAUCGGGUUGUAGUGUGGUUCAUAAUUUGCAAGUGCAGUUGGCCACUUACCUUCAGACGCUUCUCAGCUAAAACGUGGAUGCUGGACAGACACUACUGGUUUUCUUCCGUUGAUAGAACUUACAGCUCCAUCACUGCCUUGCCUCAACCACCUGCUUGCACCACCACCUUCAUCACUGCCUUGCCUCAACCACCUGCUUGCACCACCACCUUCAUCACUGCCUUGCCUCAACCACAUGCUCUGAGUCAGUUGCUUGCACCACUACAACCACUACCAGCAUCACUACCACCACCACCUUCAUCACAGCCUUGCCCCAACCACCUGCUCUACGUCAGCUGCCUGCACCACUACCACCACCACCACCUUCAUCACUCCGCCAGCACAGCAAAGCAGCCUCAACCUCGUGACGUCACUACAAGCCAAUUGUUAUCAGCAACGUCAUUCAGGACACGGUAUGGUAGAACGUGAACGAUUGAUGCGGUGACGCAACGAUCUACGCAUCAGAAAUUUUCGUCUGCCAUCGUAGAAACAAGCAUCUUGAUGUUGAUCUACACAAUCCCAACGUGGGAUCAAAACAACGACCAAAUUUUGUUGAGCCAUGAGCUCACUGCCCUGCCUGCCUCUAUUUAAUCACGCAUCACCGAUGUUGAAAUGAAGCCUUCAAGAACUUGUUGAGAUUUUCCUUCUCAAGUUUUUCGUUAAUAUUUUAUUGAUUUUUAUUUAAUUUAGUUCAAGUUGUCCACAUAAAUUUCUGUUCAGGAAAGGAAUCUUUGUUACUGAGAAAUUACUCCAGUUGAAAUAAUUAAAGAAAGAUUGUGGCGACAGAUGGGGUUGAUUGUCCCAUGGGCUUAAUCCGGGCUGAGUUAUCAAUGAGCCAGCCUGCCAAUGUCAUUUACACUCACAAGAAGUUCAAGAGAACUUCUUCUCAGAGCUGGAAAGAUGCCCCCGCUGAGCCGCUACCGUGCUCUGAAGCGGAGACGGUUCAAUGGGCCGCUGCCAGCCGUGGCCCAGAAGCUCCUGAGGACUCUUGGUCACAAGACAGAGACGGGGCGGAGAGCUUACUCAUCGCAGCGUCUUUGGUGGAACAACGAGAGGCGGGCGAGCGUUUACAGAGACUCGCUUCAAAUGCGCAUCGAGUAAACGGCACUGGUGACCCUAAAAUUUUACUUCCCUCCAAUGCUUCUGUCAGGAUUUGGUCGUGCAGAUACUGCAACUUCGGUGCCACCUGUGAAGAUGAACUCAAAGUACAUGAGGCUGUUCACGCUAGGCUCUGCUCUAACUGUAGAGCCCCAGAAAUGGCCUGCAUCUGCGAACAUCUUGAUGCUCGGCAGUGCAGGUCGACGAUAUCUGAAACUUCAAUUUCUCUAGUCCCGAAUCCAAGUUACUCCAAACUCAAGAUAGAUAAGCAUAAUCUUCCUGCGGAUCUGUCAGUCACGAGUUCAAUAUCAAGCAAUAACAAUAUUUAUCCAAACGACGAAAAUUAUAUUAGAAAUCAUUACUCGUUAAUCAAAGCUCCCGAAGGGGCUUAUAGUAAAUCUAUUUAUAAGCCUAAAUUUCGGGCUAGCUACUCAUUGGACGAGUCUACGACAGGGGGAACUACACUGACUGGUGCAACGGUCAAUGAUGACGUGUUCGAUGUCCCUGAAGCGAAGUAUAAUGUACAUUUGGACAAUCACCUGUUAUCUACCUUGGGUGACCUGAAGGGGACAGGGACUGUACCGAGACAAGCUGGAUCCCAGUUUCCUUUAAAAGGUGAUGAACCUGGCACAGCUCUUAGGCUCGGCUCCAUUGUUGGGUCGGCAUUGUUCAAGGGAAUUAAAUCACCGAGUCCUGAUCUUGGUGAACAUAUCGAUAAGCUUAUUGAUCAAAAUAAGUUGAUUAUGGACUCUGACAAUCCUCUACGCAAUCGUAAAUACCGAAGACAGACAAGCAUAGGAUCGUCAUCCAGCGAAAAUGAAAAUUCUUGUGGCUCACGCAGCAGACGAUCGAGCGCUAACGAUCCUAGUAAAUGUAAGACGGCCACAUCUACGGUGCCCAACAGAGUGAAAGUUCCGGCCGUAGCGGAUAUUCAGGCAUGUCAAACAUCAGUUUCUGUGCCCGUUGAGUCUCACAGUUCCGUGUCUUUCAAAAGAAGCCUAUCGGUCAUAAGUUCGGCUGCUGGUCCCUCGUUGUCAAGUAUAAAAUCAAGUUGCGCUGCUGCUCCAACCACUCACAUCCCCACAUAUCAAGCUACUCCUGCCAAUCUGAGACGCUUCGUCUCGGUAGAUAACAAGUCUCCAGCAAUGAAUUCUGCAGAGCUUCUGAUACCUGGUGCGAGUUGCGACCGUGGAAUAUACCUUCAGCAAAUGCCCCCCAAUCCUGAUCCGGAUGUCCACAAACUGCUCUUAAGGAGAGGGAAUAUGCCUUUUUUACCAGAUACUUCUGUAAUUCCCGUUACAAACCCGUCAAUGAUGGUAAUGGUUUGUCCAAAUUGUUCGACCAGUUUUAGAACUCGAGAAAGCUUAGAGGUUCAUCUUGAGAGGCAUUGUAGUGGUAAGACUGAAAAUUUAUCCACGUUUAAAAACGUAGCCGCUGCUGUCGAUAAUUCUGCUGGCGGUGCUCAUUUAGUUCAGAGAACUGGAGCUGGUCACGAAACUGCUCAUGAACAGCAAAAGCGACUCAUCAUCAGAGAUUUUUCCCCCAUGCAUAUGCGUAGUUCCUCCGUCGAAAAUGAACCUAGACUGAAGAAUCAUAGAGAAGAAAGUUCUCAGAGUCGUGGCUCAUCACUAGGAGCAGACGUUCGUCUGAACACCGAACACAUGAAGCAGCCAUUUCAAAGUAUGCCUCAAUACUCAAGGCAACAGUCUGUGGACGUUCCUCAGCCGCCGACCAAAAAGCAGAAAAUUUCAUCAGAACCUCAGCCAGGAGAUUUCUCCAUCACAUCUGUGCAUCCUGUUCUUGUCCGCAACGGCGUGGUGUUGCAACGAGCUAGGGUAUCAGUAAAAGAAGUUGAAGAAAACAAUCUCCCGAAAAAACUCCAGUUGUGUGGAGGCGAAGUAAAAAUCUGUGAUGGGUCCAAGUACAAAACCAUGCGCAUUGACACCAGCGAAUGCAGUAGAAGUCAUGCCUUGGGGAUGAGCUCGCCAAUUUGCGAGGUUAAAACUGAAUCUGAUGAACCUCAGAUCCCAGAAAGCCACGUUGUGACCCUGUCAACAUCUGGCCUGAACUGCGGCGGUACAAUGGUAGAAAGCCGCGUUAAUUACCUCGCCACAAGCUGUUCUCUAUCUUCACCAUCAAGGAGUGGUUAUUCCUCUGAUUCUAGUAAUGAAAUGCAUCGUGGUACCAAAAAGCUCUUGUGCAAAGAUAUCGAUUUACCCAGUAUAUCGUUGUCUAAUCUUCAACAAUAUGCACCGCAACUAACGCUCCCCAAUCUAUCUAUUCCCGGAGUUCCUAUUCCGAACAUGUCAGGAGUUCUGCUGUCGAAAAUGUCUACUGGUCAGCCAUCAGCAAUGAAACAUCUGCGCACAUCAUCCUUUUCUGAGUGUUUCAAAACGAGUUCCAGUUAUGGCUCACUUCUACUCAACUCUCAGGAGAAACCUCUGACUAAAUUACCCAUAAAUUCACCAUUAGUUUCGUUGAGUAAAGAUAAAAUUCCUUUUGUUCCCGGAAUCCCAGGUCCAUAUAGUCAAGCAUCUUUAAAUCUAAGUACUUCCAUUACAUCACAGAAACCUGCCACCAUUGUCAGCACAAUUCCAAUUUUAGCGUCUAAAUCUGAAAUGUCAAAUGAAGUAAAAGUACGCCCUGAGAGCCCGAAGGUCUUUACUGCCUGUAAUACUUUGGUAACCAAGAAUACGCCUCCCACCUCAACUAAGACGAACUUUUCCUACGCAACUCCUGACGUCCGAACAUCGUCUGAAGUUCCAUUGCAGUCCGAUAAAGUUGUUCCUGCUUUGCUUGACCAGAAAGAUAUUUUCAUCGCUCCUCGCAAGCGACCCGACACGCUACCACUGAAGCCUCAGCAAUUUGUGAACAAGUCAACAGCUCAGCUCAUAGGCAGCAUCAUCACGAGCCCUGACACCCCGCGACCUAAGAAGUCAUGCGCCCAGCUCCUACUCGAUGGCUCUGCCUACACCUACUUACGCCUCAAAGUUUCCACCAAAACUUAUUACUGUUGUAUUUUUCGGCCACAGCCAAUGUACGUUCCCCAGUCACCUGAAUCUAAAAUUUCUAUGUACUCCAACUGGCAAAUCAGAAAACCUGCAGAAGAUAAUCCUUUUAAUCUUAGUAUCUCAGAAUCCAUGGGACUGUAUUCAUCCUGCCAGUGCACGAAUCCUGCUUACUCAGUCGCUAAGCCCGCAUUGUCUCUAAUUUAUACAUACAGCGACAGGAAAAUGAUUGAUGCUAUCAAAUUUGUCCAGAAGGAAAAACAGUCUUUGUCGGCUGUAACUUUGGCAAAAAAUUUAGUUCCUUCCCUUGGUGAGAACAAGAUGCGCUACGGAGAGUCUCCGAUCAACUCCGUUAAGCUGUCUGAUAGUGCAGGGGACGUCCAGAUAAGCCAAAGUGUUGCUGAAGAAACUAAAAUUUCUAGCAGCGUUUCAGUUUUUUCACGAGAACCCUCUGAAGACAGCCGCCUGAGCAGCUCAUCAAGCCGUAUAAGGAUUUGCGAUGGAGGUUUCAAAAGCACAGAAGAAUAUACGUACGUGAGAGGUAGAGGCAGAGGUCGGUACGUGUGCGAGACGUGUGGCAUAAGAUGCAAGAAGCCCUCCAUGUUGAAGAAGCAUAUCCGCACCCACACCAACUUCAGGCCUUAUCCCUGCACCCUUUGCACCUCAAGAUUCAAGACAAAAGGCAACCUUACAAAGCAUCUGAAGAGCAAGGCCCACUUCCAGCGAUGCAUUCAGCUCGGCGUGCCCCAUGAACCGCCAAGUAGCUCUGGUGAUGACGCUUCGACCGAGAUGGACUAUGACGAUAACGAUGAGGAUGACGACGAUGAUGAUGGUGAAGAAGACGACGAUGAAGAGGAUGACGAGUGUGACGAAGACAUGCGGGAGAGCCGAGAGAACAGUUCUAUGCGUGAUAACAGCCGGGAAAACAGUUAUGUCCGUGAAAGUAGUUGCGAUAACAGCUACGUGAACGAGAGUAGAGAGGGCAGCUCCAUGCGCGACAGCCGGGAAAACAGCUAUCUCGGGGAAAGUCGCGAGAACAGCUAUGCUAGAGAGAUCCGUGAGAAUAGUUGUAUUAGAGAGAUCCGUGAGAACAGCUGUGUACGAGAGAGUCGAGAGAACAGCUGUAUUAGAGAGAAUUGCGAGAACAGUUACAUUAGAGAGAGCCGUGGCUGUGUACCGGAAAGCCGAGAGAACAGUUGUAUUCCUGAAUUUGCUUUUGUUGAAGAAAAUAUUGUUCUCGGUAGUGGUAACGGUUUCGAGAAAAACAAGGAAGACUUUUGUUUUUCUACUGGUCAUUUACUAUCAUCUGCUGCCAUGUCUUCUCACGAAGAAAUCAAAGCGGACGAAGAAGUUUGCAUCGACCUCCGCGUCUCCAAAGUGGCCUGUAGAAGCGCAGGGUCUCCUGCCUCAGCCCCAGACGACGCACCCAUGGACCUCAGUAUUAAGAAAUCUUCUAACUCAACCCAACCGGGAGCAAUCUUGCCGUCUUCCUUGCUACCUCACGUUGUUAGUAGCGCUAAGAUUACCAUAGCUUCAGUCACUUCAUCUCGACCGAGUUUUUUACAACUUGUCCCUCCGAAAAGCAGCACAAGUCUUGUGUCUCCCCUCACGCCAAUCCGUGAACAACCCGCUGAUAUCUUAUCGCCGGUCACCGAUUCGUCUAUGUUGCUCAAGAGUAUAUACAGUACGACAGAGCGCGCGUCACGAGUAUCUGUCCUGAGCAGCCAGGCUGGCUACCCACACUCCAUAGCCGCCAGUCAGGCCAGCGGGGUAAUGAUGAAAGCCUACCUCACGCAACGUGCUAUCCAGGACACAUUCAUCAAGCGCCAUCAAUACCAGGGUCAGACAUCGUAUUCAGAUGCUAGUAAUGAACCUUCAGAUAUAGAAAAUUCUACCCACGAGUCAAAAACAGGCCUCGAAACGGGCUCGGUUAUAUCUGCCGCUGUGAAUGAAGGUGCAUCCUCUAGCCCAGUCGUCAAUAUAUCUCGGUCUAAUUCGUCUUCUACUGUAGCGUCGUGUACUUUGAAACCAAAAAGUUACUAUCAAGGGAAAUGGCAGGGUACAACACUGCAGGCAUCACCUUCGAUCUCGCUGGCCACGUCAUGCGUAUCUCAAGUUUUAGACAAACCCAUCGCUGGUAAAGAAGCCUCAAUUGAUGAAUUUUCCCCCUUGUCUGUUGCUUCCUUAGUGUCUGCAUCUACACAAGGAUGUGAAGCUCUUAUUGACGACGCGACCUUCAAAGGAAAAUUGAGGGCAGCUUUCGAUUUGGUCGAGGCCAAUGAUAGAGGAGUUACUGCUUUAGAAUAUUCCUUCCAGCGCUUUGCGGUAUCUGAGGCUACUGGCAAGUUACCAAGAAGUCCGCCAAUUGUUGUCAAAUCAACUGCUGAUGCUUCAGUGAGUCUAUCGUGUGCUGUUCCUAAGAAAAAUCAUAUUAUGGCUGCUGCAAGAAUGGUUGUCACAUCGACGUCUAACUUGACUGCCCCAGAAGUGCCAACAACAACCGCUGACCGAUCCCCAGCCGUUCCUGAGGGUUCUCUUACACCCGGUAAGAAACCAAACUACAAUAACCGAUCAGGAGAGAUUGGCCUUUCUGACCAUGCAAAACCGAUCGCAGCCAUUGCACCAGCCCCUUUGGCGUCAAAUCUGACUAAACCAUCCCUAGUCUCUCAAGAUAUCCCUUCUUCAAAUUCAACGUCUAAGAUUCAAAUCCCAGCAUCGAGUUGGUCAAAUGCUUCGAGUGUUCAAUUAGGCUUGCCUACCCUUAACGACCCUAACGAUACAGAGAAGCAGGCCACGAAUUUCGACGCCAUCACACAACCUGAUUCCUCUGCUCUAACUCAGACCGAAGAAAAGCCGGAAACAAUCAUUUCCAAUUCGUCGUCGAUAGUGGCUAUUGAUGCUUCUAACAAUUCUCGGAAUGCUUCAGCCGUCGCUGUUGAACCGCCAGUAAUCACAUCAUCUCCUAACUCCGAGAAACCCUGGGCUGUGACCAUAUCAGCGCCUUUGCCACCUAAUUCGAGAUUAACGCGCUGUUUGACUUUUCCUGAAUCCUCGUCGCCAUCAAGCGUUUCAAGUUCACUGUCUGUGACGCUCUCAGUACCCAGCUCUGUUGCCGUGCCUGUCUCUCGGUCUGUUAAUUCCCAUCCGUCGCGCACUACGACCGUGACAACGCCUUUGUCCGCCAGCUCUGGAACUCUGCGGACGGUCACUGUAGCCGGGCCGUCAUCUGCCAUGAACUUGACUGUACUCAAUAGCAGUAACUCCAAGACUGGCACAUCGUUCCUUUCGCCGAGUGGGGUGGUUCCUAACCAUGCAAAUAAUCGCUCGGCCCCGGAAGACGGUCGAUGCCGCUGCUACAUUUGCCACAAGGAGUUCGCUCGGUCGUCGCAGCUGGCGCUGCACUUGAACAUUCAUUACAUGGAGCGGCGAUUCCGCUGCGAGUCUUGCGCCGUCUCUUUCCGGACCAGCGGACACCUUCAGAAACACGAGCGAUCAGCGAGUCACUUCAAUAAGGUGAAUAUGAACCUGACAUUUGGGGCCGCGAGCACCGAGAACCCUCGUCCAUUCAAGUGUCACGAUUGUAAAAUUGCCUUUCGUAUUCACGGCCACCUUGCGAAACACUUGCGUUCCAAGAUGCACAUUCUCAAGCUGGAGUGUCUCAGUAAGCUUCCCUUUGGCUUGUACGCUGAGAUGGAGAGAACUGGCCUCACGCUUGCUAACAUCGACACGACGGACUGCGAACACUCGCUUCUUAGCUUGCAGUCUCUGGCGGGUAAGCUGUUUGCAAAAGAGCCGGAAAAAUUACUGGCGUGGCGAAACGGUACAGCCGACACGGAGGGCUUGGGUGAAACUUCUCGACCACGCACCGUGUCGGGGUCAUCGGUGAACUCGGACGAAUAUCUUCUUGCAGAUGACCAGGACGAGCCUUCGCCGCUGCCAGACUCUGGUGACGAGAACGAGAGUACUCCAGUCACUCCUGCCAACUCAUCGUCAGGCAACGUUUCCUCGCUUCAAGCAGCAGUGGAAAAAACAAUUCCUGACGUUGCCAUUGAACCACAAGCAUCCUUAUCAACGUCUCCCACACCAUCUUCGCUAUCACCAGAAUUGCCUUCAUCAUCGGUAUCUCAUGUUGCGGUAACAACUUCGUUAUCGCCUCCGCCUGGAGUUCCGUCGACGCCGUCGACUCCCAAAUUAGGUGGUAGCUCGUCGCAGUCUCCUUCAUGCGCAUGA